Molecule: messenger RNA, 1370 nt
Organism: Drosophila elegans
Lineage: Eukaryota; Metazoa; Arthropoda; Insecta; Diptera; Drosophilidae
Biological process (GO): glutathione metabolic process
Molecular function (GO): glutathione transferase activity
Source: RefSeq, a predicted model, not a curated record
CUCGAGAAGGAAUCAUGUUGGACUUUUACUAUAUGCUGUACUCGGCACCCUGCCGUUCAGUCCUGAUGACUGGCCCUUGCCUUGGGAUGGAUCUGAACAAGAAGCAGGUCGACCUGGAUGCCGGUGAGCAUCUGAAGCCCGAGUUCAUCAAGAUCAACCCCCAGCACACGAUUCCCACUCUGGUGGAUGGUGAUUUUGUCAUCUGGGAGUCGAGGGCUAUUAUGAUGUAUCUGGCUGAAAAGUAUGCCAAGGAUGACUCACUGUACCCCAAGGAUCCCCAGCAGAGGGCCGUGGUGAAUCAUCGCUUGUUCUUCGACCUGGGCACUCUCUACCAGAGCUACGUCGACUACUACUUUCCCCAGUUGUUUGAGGACGUGAAGAAGCCGGCUGAUCCCGAGAAGAAGAAGAAGAUCGAUGCAGCCUUCAAUAUAUUGAACACUCUGUUGGAAGAUCAGCAGUAUGCAGCCCUCAACAAGUUGACUCUGGCCGACUUUACCCUGCUGGCCACCGUAUCCACUUUUGAAAUAACAGGGUAUGACUUUGGAAAAUAUCCGAAUGUGGUCAGGUGGUACGAUAAUGCCAAGAAGGUGAUUCCGGGCUGGGAGGAGAACUGGGUGGGCUGCGACUCCCUCAACCGUGAAAUGGACUUCUACUACAGACCCGGAUCUGCUCCCUGCCGCUCUGUUCUGAUGACAGCCAAGGCCCUGGGUGUGGAGUUCGACAAGAAGACGAUCAUCAACACCCGUGCUGGAGAGCAGUUCAAGCCGGAAUAUCUGAAGAUCAAUCCCCAGCACACGAUCCCCACUCUGGACGACAAUGGCUUUGCCCUGUGGGAAUCGCGAGCAAUUAUGGUUUAUCUGGUGGAGAAGUACGGCAAGGACGACAAGCUCUUUCCCAAGGAUGUUCAGAAGCAGGCCUUGAUUAACCAACGCUUGUACUUCGACAUGGGUACCCUUUACAAGAGCUUCGCCGAAUACUACUAUCCUCAGAUAUUCCUGAAGAAGCCUGCCAACGAGGAGAACUUCAAGAAGAUCGAGAUCGCCUUCGAUUUCCUGAACACCUUCCUGGAAGGACAGAACUUCAGCGCUGGCGAGGACUAUAGCCUGGCCGACAUCGCCUUCCUGGCCACCGUUUCCACCUUCGAUGUGGCCGGCUUCGAUUUCAAGCGGUAUGCCAAUGUGGUCCGCUGGUAUGAGCAGGCCAAGAAACUAACACCCGGUUGGGAGGAAAACUGGGCUGGUUGCCAGGAGUUCCGAAAGUACUUCGACAACUGAUCAUUUAAAUCUCGCAAAUUCGUUACUCUUGUUUCAUACCAAUAAAUAUAUAAGCUAAGGAACGUUGAAUUCCAUUGUAUUGCGGUUUAAUUAUAA